CGUCUGUGUUCACACUUGUUAUUUGCACUUUAAUAUAUUUCGCUGAAUUAGAACCGUCGGUUAUUAUUUUUUUACAUUAAAUAAAUCUUGUGGCUCAGGUUAGAAAAUUAGGGACUGAGGUUCACCCAUUAGAGGUUAGGAUAUAGUAUCAUGCUCCAAUCGCCGUUUAAUUCAUGCUCUAAAUAGUAAAACUCGACAGAAGUAUGGUAGUGUGAACGCAGGUGUACAACGUAUAUCUGUCGUACGCUAGUCUGUACCAUAUAUAUAAUUUAUUUGGUAUUAGAGAUUUUCUUAAAUAUUAUGGCAAAAUCGACUUAAACUAGUCAAAGUUGAUCCGCCCAUAAAAUCUCAAACCAUUUGUCGAAACGAAAUGAAGGCUUAAUCGGGUUUGACAACCUUGAGAAGACUAUAAGGCGGUUACCUCAUCCGACGAUCCAGAUUGGUCUGCCACCUAAACUACCAGACUACCACCACCUCCCCAAACAAAACCAGAACAAGGAAAAAACCAAAACCAAUUUUUUUCUUAUCGGCGGCCGUUCAUCGAUUCACUAUUAGCAUCGUCUUCGUCACAAAUAGCUGUGCUGUCCUCUUGCUCCCAAAUUCCCUUCCGAUCUUCCAAAGAAGCGGAAUCUCACUCGAAGAUGUGCUGUGGACGUCAAGGCGGCUCCUUAUCGCCGCGAGAUCUAACCCACCGCUCCCGCAACCGCCGGUCGCCGGGCGACGACACCGAAGACGAAGACGACAGCGAAUCGGUGAUCGAAGAUCUACGCGGGCGACUCGCCGAGACGGAGGCAAGGCUCGAGCGUGCUAGGGCUCGGGAAGCUGAGCUCAGCCGGCGGCUGGAGGAAAUGAGGCGGUUUGUCUCGGUAAUGGAGAUUCUCGAGUCGUAUCUCAAGCGACGGUUCCACGAGCAACAAGAACGAGUUGCCUGUCUAUUCUCCUCUCUCGCUGCUAGAAUGAAGGGUCUCAAGCGGUGAUUUCUCUCCACGCAUGCCCUUCCUCUGUAUCAUUUCGCCUUCCUGCUGUUUGGAUUGAAUCGUCCAGGGCAUAUAAUCUUCUGUAAUUUGAUCAGCUGUAGUUGAUUUCCGGCUGUGUUUGCCAAAUGUUUGGUAAAGGUAAUACACAGCAGAUAUUCCAAAGAAUGUUGACUCUUCUCCAUAGCUUGAUUUGCCUGAGUUUCGAUCAUGGAUCCAUUUCCUGCUUCCCAGAGAUUCUCGCCCAAUUUACCAACAAAUUCUAUGAUGAAAUUGGUAUUUCGUCUUGGGAAGAACACCGAAUACCUGCAAAUUCAGUGGUUUUGGUUGCAUCAGUUGACGGGUUUGGGUUGGACUUGAUCAUUUCGUCCAGAAUCGGUAAACUAGCAUCUACCCCGUGCAGAGUGUUGACCUAAGAAACUGCUUUAAUUUGCUUCUUUGAUUAAUGGCAGAUAGACUCCAUUUGAGUUGUUGGUUCUUUGUGGUUGAGCGCUGUGGCAGUUGAAGUUCUCAACUUUUCAUGGCUAUGUUGUGUUGAUAUUGGGGACAUUGUAUCUGGUUUUGCUUUGGCUAUUCGUUCUUAAGAGCUUUGAAGUUAGAAGUUCUCUCCAGGGCAAGCAGGGUUUCUGAAAGCUCCAAGAUGUGUGUUAGAGGUUAGUGUGAGGAUUGGUGAGGAUGAUUUUAAGGGAUUAGCCAUCUUUGCCAGUAGAUAAAUUGGAUCAUAAGCCUUCAAGGGUUACAUAGCUUAUCUGGUUAGUGAAGUUCUCUACAGAUGAUGGAUAUGGUGAUGUAGAAUCUGGUAUCUAAGAUGAAACCCUAACUCCAUCCCCCAAAGUUCCAUCGUGUGUGUGUCUGUGUGUCUGUGUUUGGGCUAGGAAGAUGCAAUUGAUUUUUGAAUAAGUAGCUUAAGUGGUAGAUGUGUCUGAAACAUUGUGAUGUUGCUUUCUAUACAGAUGGCUACGAGACAUCCGGACCAAGAUCAAUUUGGGAAAUCCGGUGUGUUAGGGCAGGGCGGCCAGAUUGAUGCGCAUUGUUCUGUAUAUCAUGGUUGUCGAGGCAUCUGGCAAAGAAGUGGACUGAACAGCCAAAGAUGGAAUCAUCCUGAACUCGCUUGGGAUCAGGGGCGAGGAAGCAGGAGUUGCAUUGCUCAUAAGAUAAGAUGAGUCAACGGCCAUUACAUUAUCGAACAGAAGCUAUCCAUCCAAAUUUCAGGUUUUGCCGACAGGUUUUGGAGGGGAUGAUGAUGAUGAUCGACGAAGAAGGCAGUCAUUUGCGAUCAUGAGAAAAUGGAAAUAGAAUACCCACCCCAGUCAUUUGCAAUGGAAGGCGGCCAAAGAUAAUUAUAAACUAGGGAAAAAAAAUCCUAAAAUACACAUGUUUUUAAAAAAAAUUCUCAAAAUACACAUGUUAUAAAAAAUUUUCUCAAAAUACACAUGUUUGGGCAUCACCGCUGUUGUCAACCGCAGUGAAUUGACAGUGAAUGUAUUCACCGCGGCCGACCAAAGCGGUGAAUGCAUCACCACGGUUGACAGCCGCAGUGAAUGCCUGAAGUAACACUGAAACUUCAAACAAACGUAACUUUGCGCUCGGUUAUUCGAUUGUAGCGAAAUUUUUUUUGACUCCACAUAACUUUUCAAGAUCUUUAAAUCUGUAACAAGACUUCAUCCCAAAAAAAAAUCAUUUGCUACCCCGAACGAGCAAUUUUUCGAUUUUGACAAACUUUGGAAGAUCAUAACUUUGUGCUCCACAAUCCGAAUGUCAUGAAACUUUUUUUCGAUUUUGCAUAAAUUUUGAAGUACUACAACUUUUAUUAUAACCCUAAUUUUGGAAAGUAUGUGGAUUUUUGAAAAGUAAAGGCAAAGUUAUUCC
Messenger RNA from Linum trigynum, 2843 nucleotides. The record is from the annotation of a GenBank genome assembly. Lineage: Eukaryota; Viridiplantae; Streptophyta; Magnoliopsida; Malpighiales; Linaceae.